Messenger RNA from Dipodomys ordii (Ord's kangaroo rat), 327 nucleotides. It is a transcript of the gene Pfn3, whose product is annotated as profilin 3. Gene Ontology annotation, biological process: actin cytoskeleton organization; positive regulation of actin filament bundle assembly; regulation of actin filament polymerization. The record is from RefSeq and is a predicted model, not a curated record. Gene Ontology annotation, molecular function: actin binding. The transcript has a single exon. NCBI's taxonomy places the organism in Eukaryota, Metazoa, Chordata, Mammalia, Rodentia, Heteromyidae. Gene Ontology annotation, cellular component: cytoplasm. The annotation marks the transcript as partial.
UCUGUGACGUCCGGCCCCGCACGCGGGACUCGCCCCGGGAGGCGCCGGGAACCGGACCGGGCGGCGAUGGGGGACUGGAAGGGCUACAUCAGCGCCGUGCUGCGGGACCCGCGCAUCGACGACGUGGCCAUCGUGGGCCACUCGGACAACCGCUGCGUGUGGGCCUCCCGCCCGGGGGGCCUGCUGGCCGCCAUCUCCCCACAGGAGGUGGGCGUGCUCACGGGCCCCGACCGCGACACCUUCCUGCACGCCGGCCUGAGCCUGGCGGGCCGCCGCUGCUGCGUCAUCCGCGACUUCCUGCUGGCCGAUGGCGACGGCGUGCUGGAC